CGCCGGCAAUCUCUCUGUGUAACCGCCUGAAUCGCUCAUCUUUGUGAAUUAAGCUUCGACAUGAAGGGUUCUGGUGUUGCAGCUGUAGCGAUGGAGGGUCAUUUUUGUGGAUUUUACUUCAAUUUCUGGUGAAAAUUUGAAGUUUCGAAGCUCAAACUUGCUUUGUGUUUUCUUGUUGUUGUAAUUUGUGUGUAUGCGGCUGUGAAUGUUGUUGUUGGUUUUAAUAGUUCCUUGAGUGGUGUACACAUAUGCUAACUUAGGCUUUUGAAAAGGAAAAAUCCUAGCUCUUUUGGUUCGUUGUUGUACUUUUUAUUUAUUUUUUUGGAAUUGGGGGCACAUGUUAGGGUUUCGAAGUUCAUUCUCGUUUGUUGAGCUGUAAUUUGUUGUUGCUGUCGUUGUUUACAAGAUUGGAGCAUUUGUUGUGUAAUUAUUAGUCAUAAGAUGAAGAUGAAGAGAUUGAGAUCGAGUGACGAUCUUGAUUCGGAUAAUGAGAAGCUCGCCUCCAAAAAGUCGAAUUUGAAUGGGUCCUCGUCUUCACAUCGGAGCUUCUACUAUAAAUCUGAUAAUGCACGGAAGAAUCUGAUGUUUUCAUUGGAAUCCUCAGGCAGGUACGAUCGCAGUGGGGAUGAUGAUCAUCGUCCUAUACGCAAGCGAUCUGAUCAUGAUUUUGAUGGCUUUGAUCGUAGAAAAGGGUUUGAUAGAUACAGCAGUAGCAGUAGAGAUGGGUAUAGUGGAGGUGGUGGAGAUUGGGUAGUUCACCGCUCAAAGAGUUUCUCUGUCCCUAGAAGGGAGUUCCCUAAGGGGUUUAGAUCCGAGAGGGAUCGUUCAAGGCGAGAAGGAAGCGUCUCCUCAUGGCGAAGAUUUGGUUGUGGUGGUAGAGGUUUUGAUAGUAAAGAAUUCAGUGCAGGUAGUAAGGAGUUGGAAGAGAGGGGAGGAGGAAGUAGUGGUGUGAGGUCGCCGCCAAGCUGGUCGAGGGAUUCAGGGAGUGAGCAAUCGAAGGCCGGGGGGUCUGGGAGGGGAAGGGAAAUGGAGGGGAAGGGAAAUGAGAGGGAGAGGGUAAAGGAGAGGUCGCCGACAUGGUCAAAGGAUUCAGGGCGUGAGCAGUCUAGGAGUGUGGAAGUGAAGAAGACUGAAGUAGAGUGGAAGGGUGACAGUGGGAGUAGUAGUGAGAUGGAAGAAGGGGAACUCGAACCAGAACCCAAAUCAUCUUUACAUGUUCGUACUGAUGAUGAAAAUGACAAUGAGAUCAAAGUAAGAAAGGAUGAUGGGUUGGGUGCUGAUCCUAGUGAGGCUGAGGAUGUUCAGAGUGAACUAAGGGUUGAGGAGACUAAUAAAAUUGUGGAAGGCGUAGAGGAAGAGACAAAGGAAGGAGAUGCUUUCAAGAUGAAAGACAUGGCGGAUGAUUGUAAUGAGGUAAAUGAGUUUGAGAAGAACUUACAUGAUGCGUCGGACAGUGGUCGUGAUGAAAUUGGAAUUGCAACCGCUGAUGCUAAAGAACAAGAGGAGGUGGAAGAUAGUUUAAAGGAGAUUAAUGAAUGUAAGGAGGAAGAGAAUUUAAAGAAGCGUAGUGAUUAUCUGGAAGAAACAAGAAAGGAUACAUUUGCCGAUAAAUCAUUUGAUUUGGAGGUGGAAAGUAAGCAAGACAAGGGAAUUGAUCUUCACGUAGAGGUGGAGGAUGUUGAAAUAUCAAAUUCAAAUGAGGGAAAUGCUACAGAGCUUGGUAUUGCUACAGAGCUUGAAGUGAAUACCAAUAUUGCAUCAGAAGGUUCUGAGCAGCAUGCCAAAUACAAAGGCAAAAGAGUGGCUGUCACACCUUCUCGUGUUGUUGAUUAUGUGGAAGACAAUGUAUGGAUAGCAAAAGAAUCAAGAGAUGUUGUACGUUGCGGGGAUGAUGACAUGCAAGGGGCUAGUACAAGGGGAUUUGAAUUGUUUUCUAGCUCACCUGCUCGAAGAUCUGAGAAAGCUCACUCAGCAAUGGAUGUUAAGCAGAAAGAUGACAAGUUAACACUUGAGCCACUUGAACUUUCUCUUAGCUUGCCAAAUGUUUUAUUACCUAUUGGCGCUUCCAGUGGUACAAAUGUGGCUCCCAGUUCCCCUAGUCAUGCGAGGAGUGUUCAGUCCUUAACCAACACAUUUUGUACAAAUUCUGAUGGGUUCACUGCAUCACUGUCCUUUUCAGGUUCUCAGUCAUUUUAUCACAACCCAAGCUGUUCGUUGACUCAGAGUUCAUUGGACUACUAUGAACAAUCAGUUCAUAGCCGCCCCAUAUUUCAGGGAAUUGAUCAACUAUCCCAAGGUGCUUGGCAGGUACCAUCUCAGAAUGAUUCGAGGUCUAAAGAAGUUCCUUUGUAUCAAAGAAUAUUGAUGAACGGUAAUGGCUCUCAUCAACAAUCUCAAACAUUAGACGGUAUUUCAAAUGGUCAGCCUGGGCAGGGAAGCUCUAAGCUGCCCAAUGGACUAGAGAGGCAGUUAAGUUUUAGUAAACAGUUGUCGGGAGGACAACCUAAGUAUCAGGACAAUGCUAAAUCCCCUUCGCACAGUGUUGGAUUUCAUGAAAUUGGCUCCAACUAUAGUUUUGAAAAGAAGAGAUCAGUGAGAGAGAAGCAUAGCGGUAGCUUGUAUAGAACAAGUAGCCAGAAGGAACAAGAGCAAUUUCUUAUUGGCGGGGCUGAUUUUGUGGAGACAAUCAUUAGCAGGAUAGUUUCUGAACCUGUUCACUUGAUGGCAAGAAAGUUUCAUGAAAUGACGGGACAAACCGUGUCAUGUUUAAAAGAGAGCAUUCGUGAAAUCAUGUUUUGUGCGGAGAAGCUCGAACAACUAGAUGCAGUUCAGAAUGCCCUGCAGAACAGAUCUGACUUAACCUUGGAUAUGUUAUUAAAAUCCCACCGUGCACAAUUGGAAAUCUUGGUUGCUCUGAAAACUGGUCUACCCGAGUAUCUUCAGCUAGACAGUGGUGUUUCAUCUUCUGAUAUAGCUGAGAUCUUUCUCGACUUAAAAUGCAAAAAUCAAUCUUGUCAGAAUCCUUUGCCCGUGGAUGAAUGUGAUUGCAAAGUUUGUGUGAAGAAAAAUGGCUUUUGCAGUGCUUGUAUGUGUCUUGUUUGUUCAAAGUUUGACAUGGCAUCUAACACAUGUAGUUGGGUUGGGUGUGAUGUCUGUCUACAUUGGUGCCAUGCGGACUGUGCACUGCGGGAGUCUUUUAUUAGAAAUGGGCGGAGUGCAACUGGGGCUCAAGGGACGACUGAGAUGCAGUUCCACUGCGUAGCUUGUGAUCAUCCUUCUGAAAUGUUUGGUUUUGUAAAGGAGGUUUUUAUAAAUUUUUCCAAGGAUUGGACUAUGGAAAAAUUUUAUAAGGAACUUGAAUGUGUGAAGAGGAUUUUCUGUGGAAGCAAGGAUGUGAGAGGUCAACGGCUGCAUGAAAUUGCUCACCACAUUGUGGCAAGAUUGUUUGCUAAUAAGUCUGAUCUUCCUGAGGUUUAUAGUCAUAUCAUGAGUUUCCUGACUGAAACUGAUUCUUCAAAGUUCAAGGAUACAGCAUGCUCCUUGAAAGAACAAAGGAAAGCGAGUACUUGGAUUGCAAUGCCCAGCCAGGACUCUGCCUGGCUUAAAUCUGUUCAUAUGGAAAAAGCACCUAGGUUGGAACGAUCGGACAGCCUAAUUCAUAGCCACCGUGAUGACAGGAAUGAAAAGCGAGCUCUAGAGUCGGAGUUGAUGAGAAGCACCCAAAAGGAGCCAGUUUUUGAUGAACUGGAGAGCAUUGUGAGAAUGAAACAAGCGGAGGCUAAAAUGGUCCAAGCACGUGCUGAUGAUGCGAGAAGAGAAGCGGAGGGCUUGAAAUGUAUUGCAAUUGCAAAGAAUGAAAAGAUAGAGGAAGAGUAUACAAGUAAAAUUACAAAAUUGCGUCUGGCCGAGUCUGAGGAAUUGCGUAAACAGAAAUUUGAGGAAUUUCAAGCUUUGGAAAGAGCACAUCGAGAAUACUUCAAUAUGAAGAUGAGAAUGGAAGCAGGUAUCAAAGAUCUAUUAAUGAAAAUGGAAGCUACUAAACAGAAUUUCGCAAUGUGAUUGGCUGAUCAUCUGAGUCCUUGAUUAAAAUGUUCUUCAUGACAGGUAGCCCUUAGUGUACUAUAGCUCGUUCGUUCCUGUUUGUUGUAGCGCGUUAAUAUAGGUAUUUCUAUCGUUAUAGUUUCUGUCUUCCGUUUCCUCGUGUGCUACUGACCUGAAAUCUGUACAGAGACUAAAAAACUAUGUUUAUGUUACAAACAGGUUCCAUUAAUGAAAGCCAUUUGAAAUUU
This is a messenger RNA of Tripterygium wilfordii, 4289 nucleotides long. Its product is annotated as protein OBERON 4-like. The record is from RefSeq and is a predicted model, not a curated record. Lineage: Eukaryota; Viridiplantae; Streptophyta; Magnoliopsida; Celastrales; Celastraceae. Bases 442 to 4059 code for a protein of 1205 amino acids. The transcript is spliced from 3 exons. Gene Ontology annotation, cellular component: nucleus.